Messenger RNA from Rotaria sordida, 588 nucleotides. The record is from the annotation of a GenBank genome assembly. NCBI's taxonomy places the organism in Eukaryota, Metazoa, Rotifera, Eurotatoria, Philodinida, Philodinidae.
AUGAUGGGUUAUUUUACACCUUAUGUAUUUCUUCCUAAGUAUGCUUCAAUAGAAAGAGGUAUUCCUGAAAGUAGAACCGUGUUUCUAGUAUCAGUUAUUGGUGUUAGUAAUACAAUUUGUCGAUUUGCAUCUGGUUGGAUAACAAAAAUUCCUUCGAUGUCACCAUUACUUGUCAAUAAUGUUGGUUUAAUGAUUGGUGGUGGACUUACAUUACUUGUACCGUUAUGCCAAACAUAUUCCCAUUUUAUGGUUUAUUGCUUUAUUUGGGGUGCUUUUGCUGCAUUUCAUAUGUCGUUAAGCCCCAUAAUUGUUUGUCAAAUUGUUGGUCUUGAACUUUAUAGUAGUGCAUUGAGCUUAAUUUUAAUGUUUCGUGGCGUAGCAACACUCGCUGCUCCACCUAUCCUGGGUGCAACACGUGAUAUAACUGGAAGUUUUGCUACGGCAUUUAUAAUUAGUGGUUUUGCUUUUAUAAUAAGUUCCCUAAUGCAUUUUUCUCUUAAUUGGAUGGAUCGUUCAAAUAAAGUAGAAAUUGAUGAAACAAAUAAGGCUAAAGAAUUUCAGGGAAAUUCAGUUGAAGCUGGAGUUUAA